This is a messenger RNA of Trichoderma gamsii, 327 nucleotides long. RefSeq lists its product as hypothetical. Bases 1 to 327 code for a protein of 108 amino acids. Lineage: Eukaryota; Fungi; Ascomycota; Sordariomycetes; Hypocreales; Hypocreaceae. The record is from RefSeq and is a predicted model, not a curated record. The transcript is spliced from 2 exons.
AUGAUUGCUCCAUGGAGUUUGUCGGUCGCAUUUCGCCUUGUCUUGCUCUUAGUGGCUGCCUCAUCCAAUGUCGCCGUUGCCAGCAACCCCUGGGGCCAUAACCAAGAGGUCGUCACCAAUGAUCAACAGCACCUAAAGGCGUGCGUCUUCGGAUCUCCCAAAAAGUACGACCAGUGGACGAUUCACUACCACGAGGUAAAGCCUUCCACCCAGUUUCCGAGCCAAUUCAUCCUCGAUCCGGCGUGGGUAGAGCGCCAUCAAACCAUCGGCGAUACGGAUCCAGCAUUUCGCUUUGGGUACCAGCUGGGUGCCAUGGGCCGAGAAUAG